UGAGCCGGCAGUCAAGUCAGUCGUUUCCAGCCUCUCGAGUCAGUCGGUUCGUUAAGUGUUUCGCUCCUGAAAAUUGUAUAAGCAUGGCGCGAAGGAUCAGCAUUAUUUCCUUGGUCAUCCUGGUAGUGAUUCAAACUGCCAUGGCUAAUAUACCGAGUGCAAAUGAAUUUUUCAAGAAGAACAUCAACGGCAACCUAACAAAAAUUACUUGGAAACAUGCAGUAAACAGCAAACCCUUACUUAUAGAAGCUUUGGCAUCAGCCACCAUGAUGUUGGAAGCUGACGUCGUCCUGGGAAAUCUGACUAAUUCAAACGUAACAAAGAUACCUAUCAUGGCACAUCCUCCAAACGAAACAAGUAGUUUAUCCUUGGAUGAAUUUCUCACCUUUGUUCUCAAGAACCGCACAAAAGGUAUAAAGCUCGACUUUAAAUCGAUUGAGGCCUACACGGCAGGAUUGCAAGUCCUCGAAAAACAUACAUCGAAUCUGACAGUUCCUCUGUGGCUUAAUGCUGACAUUCUGUCGGGUCCGGUUAAUGCAUCUGUCAAUGUAAAUACUAAACCAGUCAAUGCUAAACAAUUCCUGGAGGAUGCCAAGAAGACUCUCCCUCAAAGUACUUUAUCUGUUGGUUGGGUGACUAGUUACAAAGCUAACAGCACUGGCAACUACACAAGCGCACACAUUGACGAGAUGUUAAAAACCCUGAAGGACAGCAACGUGACUCAGACAGUGACUUACCCGGUGAGAGCAGCUUUCGCAAUAAAUAGCAUUGACACAUUGAAAACCCUUUUGGAAAAGAGUUCUAAUAAAAGUGCAACACUGACUAUCUGGUCCGCCGAAGAAGAUGUAGUUGACGGAAAGAAACUCUCGAAACUGAUCAAUGAAGUUGGCUCUAAGAAGGUUUACGUUGAUGUGCCAGAAAAAGUUUGGAAGACCUUGGACCUCUCCAAAGGUGGAGCUUCUUAUGCGAGUUCAAGCAUAGCUUUGAGCAUAAUUUCGACGCUUGUAGUUAUAUUUACGACCCGAAUGCUGUGAAGAUGAGGAAAUUAAAUAAGAAAAAGAAAACUUAAGGAAGAUGCAGGUGAGGAUGACCGAAAAACUGAAGAUGUCUCAAGCAACAUUAGUUGCAAAAAAAUAGAGGCUUUUUGCCAAAUGAAGCAGAAAUGGUUUUCAUGCGUUAUUUAUUUUUUUCCUUAGAAAUCCUAACGUAUAUAGAAUCUACACCUUCACGAACGAGACCGAACAUAUAAAAUGUUUAUGAUUGAAAAUCGCAGGUCAAGAUCUGAUCCGAAUUGCUUUUUAUGUUAAGUUAUAAAUAACGAUCUUGUUUUUCAAUACUUAAAAAAAAUUAAAAGAGUUGACGUGAAUGUUUCAAUGAAUCAAAAGUUCGACCUUUAUAUUCCAACUGCAAAGAAGUUGAUCCAUUAUAUUUGAAUAAAUUAAUAAUGUUUGUUAUACUGCUUUGUGACGAGUCGCAUGUGCUGUCAUGCUGGAACUACUAACAUUUUAUUUUGUACAUAAAGGAAAUAUUUUCAAAAGUGUCUUUUGCAGAAGCAUUUACGUAAUCCAGCUAAACCUGUUCAGUGAAGCUCCAUGAGAUUUUUGACAAAAUAGAAAAUAUAUCUAUGUGUGCUUACAGUCUAUACCAAUUAAAGUCCACGACCAUUCAAUUCCAUUAGGCAGUUUGUUCUUACUAGUGCAGAAUAAAAACUAGCAGAUCGGAUGAUUUCGGAUAACCAGAUUUCAGGCAGUGAAACUGAAUUUUAAUCUUCCGGUCAAAAAAUUUGAAAUUAAAAACAGUUUAACCAGAACUAUUGUUGUAAAUCUAUACAAAUAGUCACAUUCCGAUGAAAAACUUAUAUUUUCAAUUAAAUGGUACAUGUAUACUUUGUGUCUAGUGUUCAGGUACUUCUGCAUCGCAUUCCAAAAAUUACAGAGACUUAUAGAAUUUAUUACUAUUAUUAUUAAUAUUACGAGUAGAUAAUACGACAUAAAUUUAUUUUUCAAUUAAGAGAUAAACUACCUGCAUAGUUUCCAUGAAUUUGUAAGAUCCAAUAUUGAGGCUUAUUUCGCAAAAUAGGUAGUAAGAUUGUAAAUGUCAAUGUUAUUUCCCGCUGUUUGAGAAUUUAAAAAUGUAUUGUUAAAUUAAAUGUUGGAACUUACAAAUUUGUGUGGCGUAUCUUAAGAAUUAAAAUGAAACCUUAUGUUUCUUCAAAAAAAAGUUUAAAAUGCCGACGGUCAAUAUUCAAAUUACAUUUGUUUACACGUAUAUUCGAUGCAUUUAAUGUGAUUAAGCAUUUUUCAACCGACUGAUGUGUUAAGUAAUUCAAAUUAAUCAUUUGUAAUUUUUAGUUGUUAAAAGUCCGAAUUUACAUUAAAUUUUUACAUUACGUUAUUUUUCUACGGAAUUAUAUUUAAUGUAUUAACAAAAAAUAGCUCGAAUAGCAUGAUUUAGUUCGUUAGUCCGUUGCUUUUCUCAGGUUACAGUACUCUAAAUGUUCAUAAAAAAUUGUGAAAAGUUUAAAAUUAAUUAUUUUUAGUACUAAUAGAGUGUCAAAGCCAAAGGAUUCAGUAGUUGUCAAAUUAUAAACAACUGAACACGCUGUGUUUGACAAUGAGUAAAUAAAGUCGUUUACGAAAUAA
Messenger RNA from Belonocnema kinseyi, 2642 nucleotides. Its product is annotated as protein FAM151B. The coding region runs from base 84 to 1034 and encodes 316 amino acids. The record is from RefSeq and is a predicted model, not a curated record. The transcript has 5 exons. Lineage: Eukaryota; Metazoa; Arthropoda; Insecta; Hymenoptera; Cynipidae.